Molecule: messenger RNA, 1071 nt
Organism: Lasiodiplodia theobromae
Lineage: Eukaryota; Fungi; Ascomycota; Dothideomycetes; Botryosphaeriales; Botryosphaeriaceae
Product: Integral membrane protein
Exons: 9
Coding region: 1-1071 (356 amino acids)
Source: RefSeq, a predicted model, not a curated record
AUGGCGGCGGCGAACACGACAACACCCGCCAUGCAGCCGCCCGCGGGACAGGCGUCAACCUUCGACGGGCCGAUGACGAGCGCGCAGUGGGAAGUCGUCCGGACAGGCGCCGGACUGGUUGGAGGUGCGACGGUGGCGCUGGCGCUGCGGAUAUGGGCGCGGGCGGGCGUUAUGAGGCAUUUUGGACUGGAUGACUAUGCGGUUGUGGCAGCUUGGUUGCUCAGUGUUGCCUUUUUCGUUUGCGAACUGCAGUGGAUGCAGUACGGAUUUGGUGAGCACCUGUGGAACGUGAGCGUCGCACAGGCGAAAGAGUAUGCGCAAUGGAGCAUACCUGUGCUCACGAUGUACUGUUGGGCGCCGAUACUAUCCAAAUUUUCGAUACUUCUCUUGUAUCAUCGCUUGAACCCCAGCAAACCCUUUCGUAUCGUGGUGUAUGUCAUGAUAGCCAUUAUAGUUGGUUAUUCAUUGGCGUCGACCGUCGUGAGCCAAUGUCUCAACAACCUUACCCUCAUUCAGGCGAUCGUGAACAUCUCCACAGAUGGCAUUGUAGUCAUAAUGCCCAUCUCCAUUAUCCACAAGCUCCAGUUCCCAUUCGGCCAACUGAUGAUCGUAGGAUUGGUUAUGGCUGGUGGGUUUCUUGCCGUGGCUGCCGCAAUAAUACGACUUAUCACGAUCCAAGGGAUCCGCGAGCGCGCGGAUUACACUUGGGAGCAGACCCAUGUCUCACUGUGGUCAACCAUCGAGAUCAACGUCAUAAUCAUUUGCCAGUGCCUCAUUUCGCUCAAGCCCUUGAUCAAGCACUACAUGCCGAGCAUGCUCGACGACGGAGUCUACCCGAAAUCGACCAACAACCGCGGUCGCAGCCAGAGCAGACUCAGCCUGCCCUUCACCAUGAUGGCCAGAGGAACGACGGGCGUGGUGGGCGGUGGCAGAUUAUCGAAAGGCUGGUGGAGGAGCCCGAAGAAGGAUGAAAUCAUCAUCACGAAUUCGUACGAAGUGCGAAGCACGUACGAGAUGCGAGUGGGCGGCGAUACGGAGAGUAUGGAAAAUAUCAUCAAGGGGAAGCGCUGA